This is a messenger RNA of Carassius carassius (crucian carp), 2461 nucleotides long. RefSeq names its product GA-binding protein subunit beta-2-like. Lineage: Eukaryota; Metazoa; Chordata; Actinopteri; Cypriniformes; Cyprinidae. Gene Ontology annotation, cellular component: nucleus; cytoplasm. Gene Ontology annotation, biological process: positive regulation of transcription by RNA polymerase II. The record is from RefSeq and is a predicted model, not a curated record. Gene Ontology annotation, molecular function: protein binding; transcription cis-regulatory region binding. The coding region runs from base 188 to 1450 and encodes 420 amino acids. The transcript has 8 exons.
GUACCGUUCGUGCGCCAUCUUUCUUUGACGACAAAAAUCCCCAUCUAUGUUAUGUUUGUUUUCAAAAAGUAUCGAAAAGUAUGAUAGAACACUAAAUCGCAUUAAAUAGCCGAAGCAUACUCCUGGUCUUCACCGUAUCUAACGUGUUAUAAUACAGUAAAAGUCUUCGGGAGACAUUUGUGGCGAGAUGUCGCUUGUGGAUUUGGGAAAGCGUUUGUUGGAGGCAGCACGCAAAGGACAGGAUGAUGAAGUGAGGUCACUUAUGGCCAAUGGAGCUCCUUUUACUACAGACUGGCUGGGAACCUCACCGCUUCAUUUAGCAGCGCAAUACGGGCACUACUCCACUGCUGAGGUGCUUCUCCGUGCCGGCGUGAGUAGAGAUGCCCGCACUAAAGUGGAUCGGACCCCCCUCCACAUGGCUGCGGCAGAGGGCCACUCAAGCAUCGUUGAGCUGUUGGUCAAGAGUGGAGCAGACAUCAAUGCCAAAGACAUGCUGAAAAUGACCGCCUUGCACUGGGCUACAGAACAUGGCCACAGGGGAGUCGUGGAGCUGUUGAUCAAAUACGGCGCUGAUACUCAUGCUCUCAGCAAGUUUGACAAGACGCCUUUUAACAUUGCAGUGGACCGAGGAAACACAGAGCUGAUGCUAUUGUUACAGGAGGGAAUGCAGAACCAAGUGAAUAUGAAUCCAGAGAGGACUAUCCUAGGGAGCACAUCACCCGCCACAUCCAGCCCUCAGUUCAUCAUCUCUUCCUCUGGAGUCGUCAAUCUCUCUGAUAUUGUUCUCACUAAUGCUAAGGCUAACACAGCAGGAGCUGCAGAGACUGGGAUUGCUGCUGAUUCGGUAGAUUCUGCCAUCCAGCAUCUUGUAGGGGAGGAUGGCCAGAGAGUCUUCACCAUAGUAACCGACCAACAGGGAAACCUGCAGACUGGCAACUUGGGACAGAAAUUCUUUGUCACAAUGCAGGGGCAGCAAAUGGUUGCAGUGCCAGCGGGUCAGAUUGCAGAGGAGAUCAUAACAGAGGACACCAAACCAGUCCCAACACGGAAGCGGAAAUUUGAAUCAACCGUCAACCACACAGAUGUCAAACACAAGGAGCCCACUGAGAAGGACAGUCGGAAACUACUGGAACAGCAGCUAAAAGAAGCAAACAGAAAAGCCCAGGAGUACAGACAGCAGUUAAUAAGAAAGGAACAGGAAGCUGAGCAGUACAGGCUUAAACUAGAGGCUAUUGCCAACGGGCAGACCAAUGGCACCAGCACAGAGCCCCAAGAGGAAGUGGUGCUCCAGGAAGAGGAAGAGGAGGAGGUGGUUGGCGAAGAGGAAGUUGUCAUGUUGCCAGAAGGGGCCAUCAUCAUUAAAGAGGAGCCCCUUGACUCAACAGCAGGAGAAACAGUAACGCUAGUGGAGACUGCAGAUAUUACAGCCAGCUCAGAGAGUCUGUCAUAGGAGCAAACACUCAGGAAUUACAUACACUCCUAUCUGUGUGCCUGGAGUGUGACAUUUGUAUUUAUUUAUUGUAAAUCAUAACCUUUUGUUUUUAUACUUCUUUUUUCCUCAUUGCAUUCAGUUUCUGUACAAACCUCUACAAAGAUGUAGCCUGAGUUGUAUUUAGGUGGCUUCAACGAUGCUGAGUUUCUCAGAUUGACUAAAUAGGAAGACCAGACGUGUCUUUUUAAUAUACAGCAGUGCAAGUUAUGGAAGUUUUAGUGAUAAUGCUUUUCAAUCAAGCCCUGUUAUGCACCUCUAAUGCAUACUGUACUAGAAGUCAAAACCAUAUUGUACUUAAAAGAAUGUUCUGGGUAGACACACUUUUGACUCGUUAAGUUUUAUCUAUAAAAAAAAAAUUCAAGUUACUUUGCACUUUGAUAAAAAUAAACUGAGACAGUUUUCUGGAGGUUUUAAAAACAUAAAGGUGAAGCUGAUAUUUUUGUAAAAUCACCUGCAUUAAGGAAUUAAUAUGAAAUGUUUUAUUUAAGAUGCAAAAUUGGCCUUUUUAAAAGAUAUUCAAGGUCAUUGAACCAUGAAAAUAUUGUGCAAAAAUGACUGGGUUUACUAGCUUAAUGCUUAUUGCCUGGUGGAGUGUUGAGAAUUAUUAUAACCACGAUUUUUCUUAAAAACAAAAGUGUAGGUCAAGUCAAAAUUGUAAUUGCAAAUGCAGUUAGAGGUAGAGGUUAACUUGAACUCGGAACAUUCCUAGUGACAUAAGACAUUUAGAAUGAAGGUUAACAAUAGAUUAUAUAACGAACAAUACUAGACAUUUUUCAAGAUAAGUUGUCUUACGUUAUGGCUUUGUGUAACAUUGACCUGCUCAUACAGGGUGAGACAUGUCUUAUUGAUGCAGUCGGCAUUGGGUGGUGUGAUAAUCCGUAGCUAGCUAUGUAUUUACUUAGUAACAGACUCAUGUAUUAGAAUACUUUUAGCUGUUUAUAAAGAUAAUUGACUACUUUCAGAGCUCAA